AUGGAUCAGGAUGACAAGAUUGCGAAGAAAGGUCGCAACAAGAUCAAAAUAGCCCCAAUUGCUAACAGCAAGGCGAGAUCUACCACCUUUUCCAAACGUCGCUUUGGGCUCUUUAAGAAGGCCUAUGAAUUGAGCGACCUAACCCGCAGCCAUGUCAAGAUCCUCGUCAUCACCGACAAGGGUUGUCUCUACGAGUAUGCCAGUCCGUGUUUCGAAUCCAAAUUAAAAAGUGUAAAAAAGGUCGUUCCAAUGAUGACAAAUGAGAGGAUUUUGAAGGUCUCACAAACACUGAAUGGCUCCGGCUUAUAG
Molecule: messenger RNA, 309 nt
Organism: Echinococcus granulosus
Lineage: Eukaryota; Metazoa; Platyhelminthes; Cestoda; Cyclophyllidea; Taeniidae
Product: Agamous-like MADS-box protein AGL11
Exons: 4
Coding region: 1-309 (102 amino acids)
Biological process (GO): regulation of transcription by RNA polymerase II
Molecular function (GO): protein dimerization activity; RNA polymerase II cis-regulatory region sequence-specific DNA binding; DNA-binding transcription factor activity, RNA polymerase II-specific
Source: RefSeq, a predicted model, not a curated record